Molecule: messenger RNA, 375 nt
Organism: Arachis ipaensis
Lineage: Eukaryota; Viridiplantae; Streptophyta; Magnoliopsida; Fabales; Fabaceae
Source: RefSeq, a predicted model, not a curated record
AUGUCGUAUAAAUUGUUAGCGCACUUUUUACUUCACUUCGACGGGCCUGAAAGGAUAUUCCUUGAUCGCUGCGUGGAAGUAGGAAAUAUGGAUGCUAUAGUCCGACAUGGGUUCGCGGAGUAUCUCCGAUUUGGCCACCGUGACAAAGGGAUGGAACUGCUUGCUAAGGCCUCAACGGAGGGCAGCGUCGAAGCAGGUUACCUGUGUUCCAUGUUGCUAAUUUUUUAUCACGAAGACGAGGAAGACGUACAAAGAGGUGUUCAAAUGAUGGAGGUUUUCCGUAUUUCUGGGCAGCUCGAGAGCUACACCAAUUUCUUGACAGACGUUUGCAAAGAUACCACGGUGCUCUUGAAAAAAAUGUUUGCACGCAUCUGA